Molecule: messenger RNA, 3417 nt
Organism: Lucilia sericata (common green bottle fly)
Lineage: Eukaryota; Metazoa; Arthropoda; Insecta; Diptera; Calliphoridae
Product: mediator of RNA polymerase II transcription subunit 13-like
Exons: 3
Coding region: 3004-3402 (132 amino acids)
Biological process (GO): regulation of transcription by RNA polymerase II
Cellular component (GO): mediator complex
Molecular function (GO): transcription coregulator activity
Source: RefSeq, a predicted model, not a curated record
AAAAAAAAAAAAUGAAUAAAAAAUCAAAGAAAAACGUAGGUAUGUGUUGUUGUAUGUACCUAUACAGACAGUAAAUAAAAACACUUUGUAGUAAUUACACAAAUCUAGAGAAAAGCCAGCAAAUUUAUUAAAAAAACUUUUUUAUCAUCAUCAUGCAAAAUAAAACCUACGUAAAUAAUUUUUUUUAAUAUUAACUACUAGAAUUGAAAAUUAUAGAAAAACAAACAAAUAAAUCUUCACAAAUUUGUUCUAUACAUCUGUAUUUGUAAACAUUUCUACCUAUUAGGUUCAGUCUGUGUUACCCCUUCAUUUGUUGUAUAUUUCCUUUAUUAUUUUAGCUCGUUUUUUUUGGUUUAACAAUUCUGCCCUUUUUAAAAAUUUGGUUGUUAAUUUAAUCUAAGUAAAAGAGAAGAAACAAUGUUUUUUUAUAUGCUGUCAUCAGUGUUGCCUUUUUGGGAAUCUGUUAUACCUUCAUCUUUCUUCUUAAACAGGGAGUACCACAGGGCUGUGUUCUAGCUCCCUACUGCUGAACUUCUACAUCUAUAAACUCCCCACACCUCCACAAGAUGUGGAACUUUAUAUCAUAUGUGGACGAUUGCACCAUUAUGGCGAUGGGUAAAACGUAUGAUCUAUGCGAUCCAGUGAAUGGUUAUCUUAGAGAAAUAUACAAUUUCUUCAUUAGACAUAAACUGAAACUAUCACCAGAGAAGUCUUUAGCAACACUCUUCACCACCUGGACAAAGGAGAUAAACAUGAAUUUAGGCGUCAUAGUCGAUGGAACCCAAAUACCGACUGUGAACCUCCCAAAAAUUUUGGGGGUCACCUUUAACAGUCUGUUUACCUCAGCUCAUGCCACUGCAUUUAUGUACUGAUUGCGAAGUAGAAACAAGGCUCUCAAAGCUCUAGGCGGCAGCUCUAAGUAAUGGACAAAGAAACCUUGGUGGCUACCUAUAAAACAAUUGGCCGGUCAGUGGGCAAUUAUACUGCUCCCGUGUUGUCUCCUUCACUGAGUGAUAUCCAGUAGAGAAAUAUUCAAAUCUGCCAAAACGCUGCCCUACGGACUGUAAUAUUCUGCAUGCAAAUAACCUCGGCAUGCCAACUAUACGAGGAAACGAAGGUACUCCCAGUGUAGUAACAUUAUGUCAUGCUGACUAUAAGUUACUACCGGAAUGUAUUUGAAAUACUACUAAAUCCCACUGUUGGAUACUCUCCUGAGGCAUGUCAGGAAGGACCUUCGUGUAUACGAGGAGAUUAUACGAAGAUAUGUGCAGUAUCCUUUGGAUCGUAAUUCGUAUGCAGCAGUUUGGAACGGUAUUCAUAGAGACGCCAUCAAUAUCAUGGUUUCAGGUUACCGCAACAGGCUCAACUAUCCUACCCACCCUACUUUACUUAUCCCAAUGGAUUUAUGGACUAACCCUGUAGAAGUAGCCCAAUUUCUUGGCUUAGACUUAAUUCCCAUAUUCUGAAGAACCCUUAUUAGAGAAGUCUUUUUUAAUACAAAAGUUCUACAGAGAAAUUAAUUUCACUUCCUCUAUUACAAAGUCGAGUGAAAUCAGAGCAAAUCUAAAUAGCCUAAAAUAACAUGUCUAUGAAACGAAGGUUCCUAUCCUAUAGGUAUACCAAAUGUUUUUCCAUAGUCGUAUUAUCAGACUGUGAAGAUAGAUUAGUUUGCUAAUGUCAUAUAUCACUUGGCAAUAUAAUGAAUCAAACUUGGAACUAUCCUCUAACCUAGUAGGUAUAAAUAAUUCCUAUUUUCUGUAUGACGACGGCUAUGAGCGACGGCUAUGAAUAAAUGAAUCUGAAUUUAUUAGUAGGAUUGAAGGGAAAUUUCUAAUUUUUAUAUUUGGUGGCGUAUCGAUGUAUCAUACUUUGUGGAUACCACAAACAGAGGGAACCCAAAGCGCUACGGAUUUACUUUUCCUCUACAUUUCAAUUUAUCUGCUUGUAAAUGUAUUCUCUUUAUUAAUGAUUCAACGUUUUUUCUUUCUUAUUUUCAUUUGUGUUUGUUUUAUAAUAAUUUAAAAUGGCAACACUGAUACAACAAAAAUAAAAGCAAAAACAAAUAAAAUACAAUAGCAAAGCAAAACAAGCAAAAUUUCCAUUGUGUAGACGACAAUCGAUGUUGUCGUUGCCGUCGUGUCGUUGCUCAUUCGUUGGGCAGUCAGUAGUCGUCAGUCGUAUACGGUUGUUAACAUUUUACUUAAAAUACUCUUUCUACAUUUAAUAUUUUUGCACAAAAAUAUAAAGAAAUUUUCUACAUUGAAUAAUUUGUAUAGAUACUUAACAAAAGUAGAGUGAAAAACAUGUAAACUAUUAAGAAUAUAUUUUAAAAUAAAAUUUAUUGGGAAAAUACAUAAUAAAAAUUAAAAAAAAAACAAAUCAACAAAAAGUGAAAAUGUUAUUAUCUUUAUAAAAAAUUAAAACAAUAACAACUAAAAUAAGAAGAAGAAUUGAUUUCAUAAAUAUAAAUGUUUGUCGUCAUCAUCAUUAUCAUCAUUCAUCUAUUACACAAAAGUCGUCUACGAUGUCUCUUUAUAUUCGUACACCACCUCUCUAAUUAUGAGCGAAACUUUACAUUUUAAUUCAAAACAAUAUAACAGUGUGAGUGUGUGUGUUUUACUACAUUACUGUUGUAAUAAAUAACAGCAAAUACAAAAUAAUAAUAAAUAAAUAUAAAAAAGAAUAAGUACAAAAUCUAAAUGUAUUAUAAAAUCGCCUUCUUCUUCCAAUUGUUAUGAAAAGAAAAAUAAACAAGAAGAAUUUUAUAAAAACACAAAUUUGCCUCGUAAACAAUUAAGACAGCAGCAUAAAUAAUUAAACUUUCAUAUAAAAAACGUAACCAUUAAAAAAAAAAACAAUACCAUUGUUGUUUUAUUACUAUCUUUGCCAAUCAUCUAUAGUUAUAAUCUUAAAAAAAAAGAACAAAAACAACAACAAACAAAAAUUAAUAUCAACAAUUGAGAAAAUGAGGAGCUGCUGUAUUGCAAACAAAAUCUAUGAACUAUGACGCAUCAAUCACAUCAGACUAACGGCGCUAGUUUGGAGGAUUGCCAUACAAACUUUUUUGCCUUGACUGAUUUAUGCGGUAUAAAAUGGCGCAAAUUUGUUAACAAUGAGCGACCAAAUGCAUCCAGUGAUCCACUGGAUGAUCCUAUCUUACGCUCCUAUUCAAGAUGUAUGCAAGCUGACAUUCUAUGUGUUUGGAGACGUGUUCAGUCUACCAGACAAGAUAACUCGGAUCCAAGUGCAAUGUUUGAUGUUAACACCUCAAAAGUGCAUCCACCUCUAUCACUAGCGGCCGCCAAAGAAUUAUGGAUAUUUUGGUAUGGCGAGGAGCCAGAUCUUACCGAUCUGGUGGAUGCGGAAUUAUUAAAAGUGGCUGGUAAGUGUAAAUUUUCAUAAAUCUAUUAUUUGGUU